Messenger RNA from Aspergillus heteromorphus CBS 117.55, 800 nucleotides. RefSeq names its product NEDD8-conjugating protein UBC12. The record is from RefSeq and is a predicted model, not a curated record. The transcript is spliced from 2 exons. Lineage: Eukaryota; Fungi; Ascomycota; Eurotiomycetes; Eurotiales; Aspergillaceae. Bases 135 to 548 code for a protein of 137 amino acids.
UGCGCGUGCAACGAGGUCCGUCCAUGCUUUAUCCUUCUCCCCCAAAUUCUCCCUCAAGAUAAAACUCUCCCCGACCACCCCCCACUAACGAAGCUUACAAUGUAGACCUCCAAGAACUCACCCUCGGCAGCACCAUGAAAAUGACCUUCCCGAACCCCGACGACAUCCUCAACUUCACUCUGACUAUCGAGCCCGACGAGGGCAUGUACAAGGGCGGCGCAUUCCAUUUUUCGUUCGUCGUCAAUCAGAACUUCCCUCAUGAUCCGCCAAAGGUCAAGUGUACGCAGAAGAUCUAUCAUCCGAAUAUUGAUCUCGAGGGGAAUGUCUGCUUGAAUAUUUUGAGGGAGGAUUGGAAGCCCGUGUUGAAUUUGAAUGCUGUGAUUGUGGGGAUGCAGUUCCUCUUCCUCGAACCGAACGCUUCCGAUCCCCUGAACAAGGAGGCCGCCGACGAUCUCAGAUUGAAUCGCGAUGCGUUCAAGCGCAAUGUGCGGACGUCUAUGGGUGGGGGGAGCGUCAGGGGGGUGCCUUAUGAGCGGGUGAUGCGGUAGAUUGGGAUUGGGAUUGGCUGUGGGCUGUGGGCUGUGUAUUGGGGGUUCGGGGGGAGACGGACAGACAGUUUUGGUUGAGAGGGAGGGGGUUGUAUAAGAUGGACGAUACGAUGAUGGUGACAUGGCGAUGCUCGUGAUGGCGAUGAAUCACGGGCAGGGGGGGGAGUGGGUGCAGUCGGGGAGCAUUACCUACAUUCCAUUUGAAUUAAUUAGCGACUGGAUAGAUUCCCUGAUUAUGAAAGAAAUGACAGA